Messenger RNA from Cyphellophora attinorum, 561 nucleotides. RefSeq lists its product as uncharacterized. Bases 1 to 561 code for a protein of 186 amino acids. NCBI's taxonomy places the organism in Eukaryota, Fungi, Ascomycota, Eurotiomycetes, Chaetothyriales, Cyphellophoraceae. The transcript has a single exon. The record is from RefSeq and is a predicted model, not a curated record.
AUGAAAUGCCUCGUGGUUGGGCUUCAAGACCGAGGCAGCUCAGAUGGACCAGGACCCAGUCGUAGUAGCGGUACCAUCCCUUCAACCAGGCCUAUUCCUCCUUUCGAGACAUCAAAUUCUGCCACAGGACACCUCUUCCUACUUCUCGCUCUGCCCAUAGAGAUUCGCAACCUGAUCUAUCGCAACGUGGUUCACGAGGCAACGGUCAAGAAUGUCGCACCCGGCACGGAAUUCCGACUCUCUACGUACGGUGCGCUUCUGGCUUGCUGCAGACAGGUCCGCACCGAGUUCUUCCCCUUGUUCCUUGAGGCGGCUCGGAUCGACUUCUCUAGCAAAAUCGACAAAACCACGGCCAUCGUUCGGGUACCGGGCCUCCAGCUCAGUGCGGUUCAGCACGCUAGGCUAGACGGCCAUGCCUUUGGAGGGGCAGGAGGUAUGAACCUGCUGAAAGCAAUGCCAAACCUCAAGUCCCUUAUAUAUACGGUCGGUGGUUACGGUGUCUACUUCCUGGAAAACACCACGUACGAGAAACGCCAGGCGGCUUCAAUUCCUGGACCCUAG